This is a messenger RNA of Acyrthosiphon pisum (pea aphid), 630 nucleotides long. Its product is annotated as c-Myc-binding protein homolog. Gene Ontology annotation, biological process: regulation of DNA-templated transcription. Gene Ontology annotation, cellular component: nucleus. The coding region runs from base 131 to 559 and encodes 142 amino acids. The transcript has 3 exons. The record is from RefSeq and is a predicted model, not a curated record. Gene Ontology annotation, molecular function: transcription coactivator activity. NCBI's taxonomy places the organism in Eukaryota, Metazoa, Arthropoda, Insecta, Hemiptera, Aphididae.
AACAUCGUAAAGUGUAAACAUUUGACAUUCAAUGAUAUAUUUUAUGUGAACCUUAUUGCUAAAAGUAUACAAAUAUUUAAAACGCUCCGGCUAGACUAUUUCAGAUCAACUGUAAAUAUUGUUUUUUAUUAUGGCUGGAGAUAAACCUGAUGACCUGCAUUCUCAAAUACAAAAAAAUUGCUACCCAAUUAAUAGAAUGACUGAAGAAAUUACAAGUUAUUUAGAAAAAACUGGUGUUAUCGCUCAAAUAACUGACGUUCUAAGGUUGUUGUACGAAAUGGAUGAAAAACCGGAUGAUCCUCUUGAAUUUAUGCGUACGAACAUGGCUGAAGUUAUCCCAGAAACGAAGGAAUUAACAAAGUUAGAAGAAGAGUAUAAUGCCGUAAUGCAAGAGAUUAAUAAACUUCAACAAGAGAACAUAAGUAUGACGAACAGGCUAAAGGAAUUAGAAACAAAUCAAAGUGAUAAUAUCGCAGAAAUGAAUUCAAACGAAAAUACUGUUACUGGUUUUAGCGAUAAUGAUAUGAAAAUGCAAGGAAGUGCUGAAAAAAAUAAUUAAAAAUAUAGACUUGAUUUUUAGUAUUUUUGUAUCGUUUGUUAUUACCAAAAUUCUUUUAAAUAAGAAAUAAA